Messenger RNA from Brugia malayi, 852 nucleotides. It is a transcript of the gene Bma-coq-5, whose product is annotated as Ubiquinone biosynthesis methyltransferase ZK652.9, putative. The transcript has 7 exons. Lineage: Eukaryota; Metazoa; Nematoda; Chromadorea; Rhabditida; Onchocercidae. Bases 1 to 852 code for a protein of 283 amino acids. Gene Ontology annotation, molecular function: methyltransferase activity. The record is from RefSeq and is a predicted model, not a curated record. Gene Ontology annotation, biological process: ubiquinone biosynthetic process.
AUGAAUGGAAGAUUUUGGUGGUUAAGUCUUUUAUCUAGGAAAACUAUCCUGCAUAAUCUGAAAUCACCGAACGAAAUUACUGUUCGUUUUGCUACCACACAUUUUGGUUUUCAAGAAGUUGAUGAAAAGGAGAAAAGUAAGAAAGUACAUGCUGUAUUCGCGAGCGUUGCCGACAAGUAUGAUUUGAUGAAUGAUGCGAUGUCGCUGGGCAUUCAUCGGCUAUGGAAGGAUCAUUUUGUUGCAUAUCUAGGACUUACGGCAAAUACCGCUAUGAUAGACGUUGCAGGAGGCACUGGUGAUAUUGCUUUUCGUGCUGUACGGGAUAUACAAUCCAAAAAAGGCAAAGGUUCAGUGACUGUUUGUGACAUCAAUGAAAACAUGCUCAAAGUUGGUCAACAACGUGCAAUAGAUGAUCCAUCAGUUUUGAAAGCUCGAUUAAAAUGGGUACGCGGGGAUGCGGAAGCAUUGCCAUUUGAUGAAAAUUCAUUCGAUGUCUAUACGAUAGCUUUUGGGAUAAGGAACUGCACGAACAUUGAUAAGGUACUCAGGGAAGCAUAUCGUGUUCUUCGACCUGGAGGCAAAUUUGCUUGUCUGGAAUUCAGCCAUAUAAAUCCGUUGUUAAAGCAGUUCUACGAUUUUUACAGCUUCCAAAUUAUUCCUAUUAUGGGACAAAUUAUUGCUGGUGACUUUCACAGUUAUCGCUAUUUAGUAGAAAGCAUACGAAGAUUUCCGGAUCAGGAUGAAUAUAAGCGGAUGAUUGAGGAGGUUGGUUUCAAGAAUGCGAAUUAUAGAAAUCUUUCAUGCGGUAUUUGUGCCAUCCAUACCGGCGUGAAGCGUGCUAGCGAUCAGUAA